UUUCCCAUUCUCCAACUCCAAAAAAUCCAAAAACCCCAACAAAAACAAUCUUCAAACUUCUACAACAACAAUGAGUGCUCCACCUCCUGAACCACCAAAGAAGGACGCUGCACCGCCACCACCUGCUGCUGCUCCGCCGCCGCCAGCUGCUGCUCCACCUGCUGCACCGCCUGCUCCGCCGCCGUCAGAUCCGGCUCCACCGCCGCCUCGUGCACCGAGCGAAGUGUCUUCCAAGAAGAAAGGAGGGAAAGGAAAGGCUUCUGCUGCUUCUGGAGGAGGAGGCGGAGGAGGUUCUCUGUCUCAGCCGCCAUCGUCUUCUCCAAGUGGUGCUUCCAAGGGGUCAGCAGCUCUUCGACAAGUUGAAGUUCAAACCUUCAGCGACAUUCGUCCAGCGUUGUUGAAAUGGCUUGAGGGUCAGGAUAAGCUGUUCGGGGCUGCUGAGAAGAAUUCGGGACUUGAGCGGGAAAAGAUUUUCUAUGGUAUUUGUGGCAUUCUCACGCUCUGGUUGAUUGCUGGUCCUGGUGCUGGUUUCAUCUGCAACUUGAUUGGCGUCGCUUAUCCUGUCUAUGCUUCAAUUCUGGCUUUGCGUUCGGGAGGGAAAGAUGAUGACACUCAGUGGCUCGUCUAUUGGACCACCUACGGGACGCUGUCAAUGUUGGAUUUCUUCGCCGAUCGCAUCUGCGCCUACUUUCCUCUGUUUUGGCCUCUUAAAGCAAUCUUCCUUCUCUACUUGGCGCUGCCUCAAACGCUUGGAGCCCACAAUAUCUACGUUAAGUAUUUGGAUCCGGCGUUUGACAAGCUGGCGAAACGUGCGGCAGCCCUGUAGGAGCGUGGUGGACGUUGAAAGAAAUUAGAGAAGAGGAAAGAUAAAUAAAAGAAAAUAUAUAUUUUGUUUUGUAGGUGUAUAAAUAUAAAAUUAUUGUCCCCUCAUUUAUUUGUAAAAUAUAAAUAGUCCUCUUAUCUAUCGAGUGUAUAUGUUGUAUUGUUGUAAAUAAAAUGUUUUGAAAAAUUGUUUUUGAGUUUUCUUUGAAUUUUAUCUG
This is a messenger RNA of Meloidogyne enterolobii, 1040 nucleotides long. The record is from the annotation of a GenBank genome assembly. Lineage: Eukaryota; Metazoa; Nematoda; Chromadorea; Rhabditida; Meloidogynidae.